CCGACAGCGAGCACGCAUUCUUUUCGCGGUGCAAAGCGCGAUCGUGAUGGAUUCAUGGAAUCCGCCACCAGCCAGCGAGUGGAACUACCAUUCGCAUUUGAGGAGGCCGACAUGGAGCACCUAGUGAACCUGAUAGCGGACAUGUUGGAACGACUCAUGGCACAUAACGACCGAGUACCGCUGCUCCCUGAGAGUCUGACGCGGUUCCACUCGCGCUCUGCACCCGCCAUCUCCGUCCUGGACUACCUCAAGCGUAUCGUCCAGUAUACCAGUGCAGAGAAGUCAGUCAUGCUGAUCACGCUGUACUACAUCGACCAGAUCUGCGCAUGCAUGCCCCUCUUCGUGCUUUCGUCGUUGACAUGCCAUCGCUUCAUCAUCGCUUCGAUCACCGUCUCGAGCAAGUUCCAUUGCGAUGCAUUCUGCACGAAUUCUCGUUAUGCACGCGUCGGUGGAAUAUCCAUUCACGAACUCAAUAUGCUGGAGCGCGAGUUCUUGAAAGCGCUUGAUUGGAGGCUUCGAUGUACGCGAGAUAUCCUGCAAGAUUACUAUAUCAACCUGGUACGCACGUUUAGCAAGGGGACGUACGCUCUACCCGACCUCUCGUCGGACAGCAGUAUGGGGUUCUCUUCAGACGAGGAAAGCGACGGCGAGGACAUCACGAUGGCUUCACGACCGUCCUCCCCUUUCCGGGACGGCGCUGUACCGGGGGUACUUGUGUCUAGGCGACCGUCCGCCCUCGUGGACACGAGCUCAAUCCCCCAGGAAGCACGUCGGCCGACCAUCGAGCAGAACAUGGCCUUUGCGGAGCUACGCAACACGCACCAUGCGGCCGACCCGGACAGACGAUAAGCAGGCAUACCAGAUGCCACCGCGGUGUAAUAUACGACCCGGUAGCUUGCACCGGUAGAAGUUCACGAUACAAUGGCGCGUUCUGCGUCUUCAGCUUCGCUAUACGCUGAGAACCAUCGCAGUCUGAAUGUGAUAGUUG
Schizophyllum commune H4-8 is the source of this 988-nucleotide messenger RNA. Its product is annotated as cyclin-domain-containing protein. The transcript is spliced from 5 exons. Lineage: Eukaryota; Fungi; Basidiomycota; Agaricomycetes; Agaricales; Schizophyllaceae. The record is from RefSeq and is a predicted model, not a curated record. Gene Ontology annotation, biological process: regulation of cyclin-dependent protein serine/threonine kinase activity. Gene Ontology annotation, cellular component: nucleus; cyclin-dependent protein kinase holoenzyme complex. Bases 55 to 849 code for a protein of 264 amino acids. Gene Ontology annotation, molecular function: cyclin-dependent protein serine/threonine kinase regulator activity; protein kinase binding.